GGGGCCUAGGAGAAGCCGGCGUGGAGGUUGGGAGUGCGGCCUGAGGCCUGUUCUUCUUUCGGCAGCUGCCCGGCCGGAGAGGACAGUUCCAAGAUGGAGGCGACAUUAACUGCCAGUGAAAUUCGUCAACGCUUCAUCAACUUCUUUGUGGAGAAUCGGCACACGUAUGUGCACUCUUCCGCCACCAUCCCUUUGGAUGACCCAACUCUCCUUUUCGCCAAUGCUGGCAUGAAUCAGUUCAAACCCAUCUUCCUCAACACGAUCGACCCCUCUCACCCCAUGGCCAAACUGUCGCGAGCUGCCAACACUCAGAAGUGUAUCCGUGCCGGCGGGAAACACAAUGACCUGGACGACGUUGGCAAAGAUGUCUAUCACCACACUUUUUUUGAGAUGCUGGGCUCCUGGUCUUUCGGAGAUUAUUUCAAGGAGUUGGCUUGCAAAUUUGCCCUGGACCUGCUCACCAAAGAGUUUGGAAUCCCUCUUGAGAGGCUGUACGUCACAUACUUUGGUGGCAACGAGGCAGCUGGUCUGCAGCCAGAUUUAGAUUGCAAACAGAUCUGGCUGGAUUUAGGUCUUCCAGAGGACAGGAUACUUCCUGGCAGCAUGAAGGAUAACUUCUGGGAAAUGGGUGACACUGGGCCGUGCGGGCCCUGCAGUGAGAUGCAUUACGACCGGAUUGGGGACCGAGAUGCUUCACAUCUGGUCAAUCAAGAUGAUCCUAACGUCCUGGAAAUAUGGAACCUGGUGUUCAUACAGUUCAACAGGGAGGCUGAUGGGACCCUGAAACCUCUUCCCAAGAAAAGCAUUGAUACGGGCAUGGGCUUAGAGAGGCUGGUGUCCGUGCUGCAGAACAAGAUGUCCAACUAUGAUACAGAUCUCUUUGUGCCUUACUUUGAGGCCAUCCAAAAGGGCACGGGCUGCAGGCCAUACACGGGGCAGGUUGGUGAAGAUGAUGCGGACGGCAUAGACAUGGCUUAUCGUGUACUUGCUGACCACGCCCGCACCAUCACGGUGGCCCUUUCUGAUGGCGGAAGGCCUGACAACACCGGGAGGGGGUAUGUUCUGAGGCGCAUUCUUCGCCGCGCGGUCCGCUAUGCCCACGAGAAACUCGGUGCGCCCAGAGGGUUCUUUGCCACGUUGGUUGACGUCGUGGUGGAGUCCCUGGGCGGUGCCUUUCCCGAACUGAAAAAAGACCCAGAGAUGGUGAAAGAUAUUAUCAACGAAGAGGAGGUCCAGUUCUUGAAGACGCUCAAUAGAGGGAGGCGCAUCCUGGAUCGGAAAAUCCAGAGCUUGGGGGACAACAAAAUUAUUCCUGGAGAUACAGCCUGGCUGCUGUAUGACACCUACGGCUUCCCUGUGGACCUGACCGGGCUCAUUGCCGAGGAGAAGGGCCUCCAAGUCGACAUGGAGAGCUUUGAAGAGGAGAGGAAGGCUGCCCAGCUGAAGUCCCAGGGCAAAGGGGGAGGCGACGAGGACCUCAUCAUGUUGGACAUCUACGCCAUUGAGGAGCUCCGCUCCAAGGGACUCAAAGCCACCGACGACUCUCUGAAAUACAACUACGCAUCUGAUCCCAGCGGCACCUAUGAGUUCCAGAGUCCGGAGGCCACGGUGAAAGCCCUCCGCCGGGAGAAGGCCUUUGUGGAGGAGGUUUCCACGGGCCAGGAGUGCGGGAUCGUGCUGGACCAGACCUGCUUUUAUGCUGAGCAGGGAGGACAGAUCUACGAUGAGGGAUACCUCGUGAAGGAGGAGGAGGAGGACGGCAGUGAAGAUAAGACCGAGUUUACCGUGAAAAAUGUCCAAGUGCGCGGAGGGUACGUCCUCCAUGUCGGCACCGUCUAUGGCAGCCUGAAGGUGGGAGACACGGUGCGCUUGUAUAUCGAUGAGCCGAGGAGGAGGCCUGUCAUGAGUAACCACACAGCCACCCACAUCCUCAACUUCGCCUUGCGUGCUGUUUUGGGGGAAGCCGACCAGCGCGGGUCCUUGGUCGCCCCGGACAGGCUCCGGUUUGAUUUCACGGCCAAAGGCGCGAUGUCCACUCAGGAAAUCAAGAAGGCAGAAGCAAUUGUGAAUCAGAUGAUUGAGGAAGCUAAGGUGGUGUAUGCCAAGGAGUGCCCGUUGGCAGCGGCCAAAGCCAUCCAAGGCUUGAGGGCAGUGUUUGACGAGACCUACCCUGAUCCUGUCCGAGUCAUCUCCAUUGGCAUUCCCAUUGAAGACAUGCUGGUAGACCCCUCCAACGCUGCAGGCGCCAUAACAUCUGUUGAGUUCUGUGGAGGAACGCAUUUGCAGAACUCCAGCCAUGCCGGUCACUUUGUCAUCGUGUCAGAAGAAGCCAUUGCGAAGGGCAUCCGGAGAAUCGUGGCGGUCACUGGAGCAGAAGCCCAGAAAGCCCUGCGGAAAGCUGAAAGUCUUAAAAAGCUGCUUGCUGGCCUAGAAGCCAAAGUGAAGGUGCAGACUGCUCCGAACAAAGACGUCCAACAUGAGAUUGCAGACCUUGGCGAGAGCCUGGCCACGGCGGUCAUUCCCCAGUGGCAGAAAGAUGAGCUCAGGGACUCCCUCAAAGCCCUGAAGAAGAUCAUGGAUGAUUUGGAUCGGGCCUGCAAAGCUGACAUCCAGAAACGAGUUCUUGACAAGAUGAAGCAGCUGAUUGAGGCCCAUCCUAACCAGCCGCUGGUCAUUUUGGAAAUGGAGAGUGGAGCAUCUGCAAAGGCCUUGAACGAAUCCUUGAAGCUCUUGAAGACACAUUCGCCUGAAACGGCAGCCAUGCUUUUCACCGUGGAUAACGAGGCUGGCAAAAUCACCUGUUUAUGCCAGGUUCCGCAGGAGGUUGUCAACAAAGGCCUGAAAGCUAGUGAAUGGGUGCAGCAGGUGUCGGUCCUGAUGGAUGGCAAGGGGGGCGGGAAGGACCUCUCGGCUCAGGCGACCGGGAAGAACACCGACUGCCUGAAGGAGGCCCUGGAGGUGGCCGCGGACUUUGCCAAGCUGAAACUGGGCGAGCUGAAGAACUGACACACCCCCCCCCC
Molecule: messenger RNA, 3020 nt
Organism: Anolis sagrei ordinatus
Lineage: Eukaryota; Metazoa; Chordata; Lepidosauria; Squamata; Anolidae
Gene: AARS1
Product: alanyl-tRNA synthetase 1
Biological process (GO): alanyl-tRNA aminoacylation
Cellular component (GO): cytoplasm; mitochondrion
Molecular function (GO): nucleic acid binding; ATP binding; alanine-tRNA ligase activity
Source: RefSeq, a predicted model, not a curated record